Messenger RNA from Bipolaris maydis ATCC 48331, 3286 nucleotides. The record is from RefSeq and is a predicted model, not a curated record. NCBI's taxonomy places the organism in Eukaryota, Fungi, Ascomycota, Dothideomycetes, Pleosporales, Pleosporaceae.
AUCGCGGCCUUGGAUGGGCCGUCAGUCGGGCCAAGUUCCAGUAUUUGUUUCUUCUGUCUCAUUGUGCGGGGUGCCACCUUUUUUCUGCAUGUCGUGCAAAACAUUGCCCACUCAUCCAUAAUCCCAGAGCACAGCAUUCCAUAGCCUAACAUGGUCCCCAAAGCACCUUCUCGUGAGGCUUUGGCCCUUCUCAAGAACACAAUUCGACCAGCCGCAGCCAUCCGGUCGCAAGCACAGCGAUGUCUCCUCUCAUCCGCUUCUCGCCCUACAGCACUAUCGCAAUCACGAGCUGGGCACUUGCAUCAAGGGACGCGCAGCGCUGCUACCUUUACACAUUCACACCAUGCCGAGGCCGUCUCCGUCAUCCCUACAAACGUCGACACGAGCAAUGCCGACUUCAAAGAGAACAAGCGCCAAAUGGACGAAGCAACUGAGAGACUUGCCAAUCUCCACACCAAGAUCGCGCAGGGCGGCCCGCAAAAGGCGAGGGACAAGCACAUACAGCGAGGCAAGAUGUUGGUUAGGGACAGAAUCUCUGCCCUGAUUGACCCUGGCACACCUUUCCUCGAAUUGAGCCAGAUGGCAGGACACGACAUGUACGGCGAAGAUGACGUACCUGCAGGUGGCAUUGUCACGGGCAUUGGCAGCGUCAACGGCGUUCAAUGCAUGGUGGUUGCAAACGACGCCACAGUCAAAGGAGGCACAUACUACCCGAUUACUGUGAAGAAGCACCUGCGAGCGCAGACAAUUGCGCAAGAGAACCGCUUACCAUGCAUCUACCUGGUGGAUUCUGGAGGCGCCAAUCUUCCCAACCAAGCCGAUGUUUUCCCCGACGUGAAUCACUUUGGUCGCAUCUUCUACAAUCAGGCACGCAUGUCAAGUAUGGGCAUCCCGCAAAUCAGUGUGGUUAUGGGGCCAUGCACUGCAGGCGGCGCCUAUGUGCCUAGCAUGAGUGAUGAGAACAUUAUUGUAGAGAACCAAGGUCACAUCUUCCUCGCGGGACCACCUCUCGUCAAAGCAGCUACGGGUGAAGUCGUCUCAGCUGAGGAUCUCGGUGGAGGCAAGCUCCACAGUGAGGUUUCGGGUGUCACGGACUACCUAGCAGUUGACGACGCGCAUGCGCUGGUGCUGGCACGAAGAAGCAUUGGCAACCUCAACUGGCACCGUAACCAGACGGUUACUGCGCAGCCGAGCUUUCAGGAGCCUUUGUACGACCCCCAGGAGCUGUCUGGCAUUGUAGGUACCAACCUGCGCCGACAGAUCCCUAUCCACGAAGUGAUUGCACGCAUUGUCGACGGAUCGUCGUUUGACGAGUUCAAGCCACUGUACGGCUCAACGCUGGUAACUGGUUUCGCAAAGAUCUACGGACACGCAGUGGGCAUUGUUGCCAACAACGGUAUCCUCUUCAGCGAAAGCUCACUCAAGGGAGCACAUUUUGUUCAGCUAUGCGGCAAGCGCCACAUUCCACUCAUCUUCCUGCAAAACAUCUCUGGCUUCAUGGUCGGACAGGAUGCCGAAAAGGGCGGCAUCGCAAAGAACGGAGCCAAGCUUGUGACAGCGGUAAGCUGUGUUGACGUGCCCAAGUUCACGGUGGUAGUGGGAUCUAGUGCUGGAGCUGGAAACUACGGCAUGUGCGGUCGAGCAUACUCUCCCCGGCUCAUGUUCACCUGGCCGAAUGCCAAGACAUCGGUCAUGGGCGCAGAGCAGCUUUCGUCGGUCAUGGAGGCUGUUGGCAAGAAGGUGGAUCCUGCGCUCAAGGCACGAAUCGAACACGAAAGUGAAGCAACGUUUGGAUCGGCCAGGCUAUGGGACGAUGGCAUCAUACCGCCGGAGCACACCCGGCGGGUACUCGGCAUGGGAUUGCAAAUGGCAUGUGGUGGGCAGAACCAGGGCGUCGACAAGGAGAGCACAUGGGGCGUACGUCAUUCUAUCAAUGAUGUUUCCAGCAAGGUCGCCAAGCAGCUUGUCGCUCAAUAUGCGACAAUUGACGACAAGGGCAUCCAUGUGCUUGGAGGCUACCCAGGUAUCUUGUACCCACCAUACUACUGGUGGCAGGCAGGCGCCAUGUUUGGCACGUUGCUAGACUACUGGCACUACACUGGGGAUGACCAGUACAACGAAAUGAUUCGUGAAGGUUUGAUACACCAGUUUGGAGAGCACCUUGAUCUGAUGCCUUCGAACCAGUCCAAGAACGAAGGAAAUGACGAUCAAGUGUUUUGGGCCUUUUCCAUGAUGGCCGCAGCAGAAUAUAAGCUCCAGGAUCCCCCAGACGAUCAGCCUGGCUGGCUCGCCAUCACUCAAUCCGUCUUCAACCAGUUCGUAGGUCGUUACCAGAAGGAGGUUGCCGACGGGAAUUGCGGCGGUGGCAUGCGCUGGCAGAUUUACCCAUGGCUCAACGGUUGGACGUACAAGAAUACUGCGUCAAACGGUGGUCUUUUCCAUCUCGGCGCACGACUAGCCAUGUACACCGGUAAUGAUACAUAUGCCGUAUGGGCGGAAAAAGUCUUCGACUGGAUGUCAAACAGCCCAAUCUUACCUGGCGACGGCCAAGUCUACGACGGCACAAGCAUGAAUACAAAUCCUCCCUGCAAAGAAGCAGACCGGACCCCAUGGACCUACAACUACGGCAUCAUGAUAGCCGGCGCCGCAUACAUGUACAACUACACCAACGGCGCCGAAAAAUGGAAAACCGCCCUCUCCCAAUUCCUCAACAAAUCCGAAAUCUUCUUCCCCGAGGACAAAGGCGGCGUCAUGAUUGAAGUCUGCGAAGCAAAACAAGUCUGCGACGCGGACCAGGAAUCCUUCAAAGCCUAUCUCGCCCGCUGGCUCGGCAUCACCCUCCAAGUGGCCCCCGAAUUCGCCCCGACCAUCAUGCCACGCCUCCAGAAAUCCGCAGUCGGCGCCGCGCAGACGUGCGAAGGGCCAUCGCAGAACAACGGCGGUGAUCACCAGUGCGGAAUGAGGUGGUAUAAUCAGGGCUUUGAUGGCAUAGGCGGUGUGGGUCCGCAAAUGACGGCCCUCAAUGUUAUUAGCGUGUUGAAUGCGCAGCGUGUCGCCCCGCCAUACAAACAUUCGACCGGAGGGACGAGUAAAGGAGAUCCCGGUUUGGGGUCUGGAAAUGAUGAUGAUAGGCUGCCCAAGUAUCAGUCGGAUAUCACGACAGCGGAUAAGGCGGGGGCGGCGAUUUUGACCAUCUUGGUGGCAGUCGGGUUUAUUGGAGGCUCAGUUUGGAUGAUAUACUGAUGGUUUGAGAGCCGGGAUUUGCACGUACCACUUCGUUGUUUUG